Molecule: messenger RNA, 528 nt
Organism: Diprion similis
Lineage: Eukaryota; Metazoa; Arthropoda; Insecta; Hymenoptera; Diprionidae
Exons: 4
Coding region: 1-312 (103 amino acids)
Source: RefSeq, a predicted model, not a curated record
AUGAUUAAUGAAGGGUGUCGUUUUAAUUCACUUUCACCCGUCUUGUUGCAGUCACUGCUGGCCGGCGUUAAGUACUUUUUAACCGCCAGAUCAAUAUGGAGCGUGUUCAGGGAUUGGCAACGUCGUGUGGACGAGGAUGUCAUCGGAAACGAAGAAAGAAUAAACAGAACUACUGAUAAAGCUGCGAGCGGGAGACGAAUUGCAGCGAGAGAAUCCCGCGAAGGAGAAGAAAAUAAGACAGAGACGAAAGACAACAAGCAGAAUCGAAGGUAUACAAGGAGAAGAGGACACAAGGCGCAGUCUCAGUAUUAGAACUACGUACAGAAGAAGAGUAGAGGGGAGCGUAGCGCGAUCAGAGACGACAAAGUGCUAACCAAAAGAAGAAUAUAUUCGACUAAUAAUCACAAUAAAACUAAAAACAAUAACAAAGAUAAAGCUAAAGCUAAAGGAAAAAAAUUAAAAACACAAGGGAAAGGAAAGAUUUACGAAGAAAUUUGGAGAUUAAACACUUGAAAAAAAAAGGAAAAA